Letharia lupina is the source of this 663-nucleotide messenger RNA. RefSeq lists its product as uncharacterized. Gene Ontology annotation, molecular function: structural constituent of ribosome; RNA binding. NCBI's taxonomy places the organism in Eukaryota, Fungi, Ascomycota, Lecanoromycetes, Lecanorales, Parmeliaceae. Bases 1 to 663 code for a protein of 220 amino acids. The transcript is spliced from 2 exons. Gene Ontology annotation, cellular component: large ribosomal subunit. The record is from RefSeq and is a predicted model, not a curated record. Gene Ontology annotation, biological process: translation.
AUGCGCUACAUCCGCGCCUUUGAAGUAGGCCGGAAUCCUACCUCUGCUAAAUACGAUCUUGCCGUUAGACUGCGCACCACAAAGAAUGGGCCAGCUGUCCGCAAUCGCCUACGCUUACCCCACGCCGUCGAUACCUCCCUCCGCAUCUGCGUGAUCUGCCCUCCUGACUCCCCUGCUGCUUCCCAAGCAAGGAAGGCAGGCGCAACACUUGUGGGUGAGGAAACGGUCUUUGAUGCCGUAAAGGAAGGACGCAUCGAGUUUGACAGAUGUAUAUGUCAUAUAGACUCAGCUCAGAAGCUCAACAAGGCGGCUUUGGGAAAGAUACUCGGACCAAAGGGCCUGAUGCCAAGCUCGAAGACUGGAACUAUUACGAAGGAUAUUGCGGGGACAGUAAAUGGUUUGGUGGGUGGAAGCGAGUACAGGGAGAAAUUAGGAGUGAUAAGGUGUGCCGUCGGACAAUUGGGAUUCACACCAGAUGAGAUGCAGCGAAACGUUAGAGCAUUCGUGGGAGAGAUCAAGAAGGACCUGGCGGUGCUGAGUGAUCGGAUUUCGAAGGAUAUACAUGAAGUGGUCUUGAGCUCAACCAAUGCGCCGGGUUUCACUCUCAAUGGAGAUUUCAGGGGUCCUGAAAGCCCGCCGACAUGCGAUCUUGCUGUACUAUAA